AUGAUGGAAUCAUGUUUUCACAACAAAUUGGAAAGCGUGGAGAGGGAAAUGAACGUCGACGACCUGAGGAAAGACCUUUCCUCGGAGUUUCACUCACAGGAGUCAUACGUAGAAGAGAGUGAGCACUUGCAGGUGUACCUCCGCAUUCGACCAUUCACAUCAGCUGAGAGUGAAAAUGGCGAAUCACAGGUAUUUUAACUCGACACACGGCUCUGGCUUGAAAUCCAGUUUUUCACAAGAAGCGUUUAGAUACCCAUUACCUCACCACCAUGCACACACUUCAGGUAACAAGAGCAUUGGAUACAUAACUGUUGACCAAAGUUUAAAUUUCCCAUUGACUGUGACUCGCUGUCUUUUCCCUGUUCACAUUCAAGGACUGCGUUUCCAUCGAGCCCCCAGACACGGUCCUCCUCAGGGCUCCAAGGACUUCCCUCUCAGCGAGGCUCAGUGACAAAUCAGCCCCUCAGACAGCUCAACGUUUCCAGUUCUCACAGGUCCGUCAGCAGGGCCCGUCAGUGCCAAUCAGGGACUGUAGCUGAACAUUUGCCAGCCUGCUAAAACUAGCAUAUUUACAGUAUUGCCGAUUUUUUUAUGUACACUGUCCCUGUAAAACUAAUUUUAACAAGGUAGAACAAAAACACACGAGAAAAUAAAUAACCACACUGUUAUUUUCUUUUUAUCCUCAGGUCUUUGGGCCAGAAACCUCUCAGAGGGAGAUGUUUGACGGCACAGUGAGAAGUCUGGUCAAGGAGGUUUUGGAAGGUGGAAAUUCUCUGGUUUUCACAUAUGGAGUCACAAAUGCGGGGAAGACGUUCACAUUUCUAGGUUUGUUUCGUUGUUUAUAUUCUUAUCAUGUAGCGUUGGAAAGACACAUACUGUUUUGUCAUAACCUCCUACUUGGACACAAGGGCCGGUCUGAGUUAGCUGGUGCACAGAUUCACUGUUUGAAUACCACUGUGAAACUCCAGCCAUUUUUAAAGUCAAAUCCUAUGUUGACCAUGAACAACACCCUUUCAACCCCUGCUCGAUAUGGUCAACUCCCACAAACACGCACGAAGACAAAGUGAUUCACACAUUUUAACAGAUCCUCAACACCUGUUGUUUUUAGGUCCAGAGGCCAACGCAGGGAUCCUUCCCAGGUCUUUGAACGUCAUCUUCAACAACGUCGAGGGGCGUGUCUAUAACCAGAUGACUAUCAAGCCACAGCGAUGCAGAGAGUUCACCAGGCUCACUAAAGACCAGCAGAGUCAAGAAGCCACUAGCAAGAGAAAUCUCUUCAGGCUCCUCAAGGAGGUACUGGGUUGCUUCAUUGACCUGAUAAAAGCCGUUGCAUUACUCAACAAGUUGUUCGUUUGGGUCUAAUCGUUUUAUAUAUUAAAGGAUGCCUCUUAUUGCGCUCUCCCUAUAGGGUGAUAACCAGACAAGCUCCAUCAGCCAGACAAGCUCCACCAGCAAGACAACCCUGGAAGGCAAGGAGAUUCAUCAUUUUUAUGUUGUCUCACGCCACCCCAUGCAAAUGUCUGUUUUGCACUUAUACGUGAUUUGUCAUGUUACUCUCUCAAGUAGUUUGGUGCGUCGUUUUGUCAUCACAGUAGACUUCUAUCCGACCAGAGGUUUGUAACGGGCUAACGGCGCCACUUGUUUCUCUGACAGGGUCCGCACUAAGUGACGUUGAGGGGACUGUGACUGAAGACAGUUUCAGUCUGGUUGUUGACGCACACACCAAGUUCUCGGUCUGGGUGUCCUUCUGUGAAAUCUACAACGAGAACAUUCACGACCUGCUGGAGCCCAUACCGAACGGAGCCCUGAAGAGAACCACCCUGCGGCUGUCGCAGGAUGUCAAAGGCAACUCUUUUGUAAAAGGUGACGGAUUCAUUUGAGGUGUUUGCCGUCUUAACGAAAUGCACUGAGCCGCAGGGGACCAAAUGUUCCAGUGUGUAAUUUUUUUCAGAUCUCAAGUGGGUACAAGUGAACAAUGCGGAAGAGGCCUACAAGGUGAUGAUGCUCGGCAAGAAAAACCAGAGCUUCGCCAGCACAAAGCUCAACCUCCUCUCGAGCAGGAGGUAUGAUUAUUAAGCGCGUCAUUUCCUUUUUUGAAUUAUUUAUUUGGCCGUUACUAACUUGCAUGAGCCAAGUUCACACAGCACAGUAGAUUGACCGCAGUGCUCUUAUAUAUAUAUAUAUAUAUAUCUCUCUCUCCUCCGUUCCUAUGCUCAGCCACAGCAUAUUUUCUGUUCGUAUCCUGCGGAUUGAAGAUGCUAGGAUUCCUCGUGUUAACUCUAUCAGCGAGUAAGUGAAAUGCAUAUUUUAUUCAUUUGCGCACAAAAUAUAUUCUAUGAGACACCAUGCGGUACUUGUGGGUGUCUGUAAGGAGAGCUGUUUUUCUUUCUGUUUAGGCUGACCUUGUGUGACCUGGCUGGUUCAGAGCGGUGCGCUAAAACUCAGAAUAAAGGGGAGCGUUUGAAAGAGGCCGGGAACAUCAACACUUCCCUGAUGACGCUGGGCAAGUGCAUCAACGCGUUACGGCAAAGCCAGCAAUCCAAGUGAGCCUUGUCUGCUUUUUGAAAUAUGUAAUACAUACAUACACUGAGUGUACAAAACCAUUAGGAACACCGUCCUAAUAUUGAGUUGAACCCCUUUUGCCCUCAGAACAGCCUCAAUUCGUCGGGGGCAUGGACUCUACAAGGUGUCGAAAGCGUUCCACAGGGAUGCUGGCCCAUGUUGACUCCAACGCUUCCCACAGUUGUCAAGUUGGCUGGAUGUCCUUUGGGUGGUGGACCAGUCUUGAUACACACGGGAAACUGUUGAGCGUGAAAAACCCAGCAGCGUUGCAGUUCUUGACACACUCAAACCGGUGCGCCUGGCACCUAUUACCAUACCUCGUUCAAAGGCACUUAAAUAUUUUGUCUUGCCCAUUCACCCUCUGAAUGGCAAUCCAUGUUACAUGAAUAAGGGAUCAUAGCUUUCACCUGGUCCGUCUGUCAUGGAAAGAGCAGGUGUUCCUAAUGUUUUGGAAUUAUACAUUUUAGUCGUUUAGCAGACACUCUGAUCCAGAGCGACUUACAGGAGCCAUUAGGGUGAAGUCCCUUUGCUCAAGGGCACAUUAACAGAUUUUUUUUUUUCAACUAGUCAGCUCGGGGAUUCGAACCAGCGACCUUUCGGUUACUGACCUAACGCUGUUAACCACUAGGCUACCUGCCACCAUUAUACUUCUACAAAAUGUUUGUUGUUGUAAAUUUAUCUUUUAGCUGAAUCUGGUGCAACACAUUUCUCAGUCCUCUGAGAAGUAUGUUUUUGUUGUACAUUGUCCCUGUCCAAAUAAACGUAAUAAAUAAAUACAAUUAUGUUCUGACCUGCCCCUUGUUGCUAGGCUACCGCAGCACGUCCCGUUCAGGGAGAGCAAGCUUACCCACUACCUACAGGGCUUCUUCUGUGGGCGGGGCAAAGCCUGCAUGGUAGUCAACGUCAACCAGUGUGCCUCCUUGUACGACGAGACGCUCAACGUGCUCAAGUUCUCCGCAGUGGCUCAGAAGGUGGUGGUGCUGACCACCAAGACCGUCCCCCACCUCGCCACCAAGAGGUCGGCCCGGGAACUGUCCAUGAUCAUCAACAACAACGCAGACGGGAAGAACCUGUUGGGUCAGCGGAGAAGGAGCUCCCUGGUUGGCUGGGAGACCAGUCUGGAGGACGUAGAUGAGGAUGUUGACAGGGAGGAGGAGAGGAGAGCACGACGGAGGACAGCGUGAUGGAGGAGACCAUGCAGGAAGUGGAAGAUGACAAGUUUCUCAUCGACAAAGAUGCUUAUGAGGUAAGUCUCUCCCCCUAACUACUAGGGCUGGGAGUUGCCAGGGACCUCACGACACGAUAUUAUCACCAUACUGAGGGACCUCACCAUACCAUAUUAUCACCACACUGAGGGACCUCACCAUACCAUAUUAUCACCAUACUGAGGGACCUCACCAUAUUAUCACCAUACUGAGGGACCUCACCACACCAUAUUAUCACCAUACUGAGGGACCUCACCAUACCAUAUUAUCACCAUACUGAGGGACCUCACCAUACCAUAUUAUCACCAUACUGAGGGACCUCACCAUACCAUAUUAUCACCAUACUGAGGGACCUCACCAUACCAUAUUAUCACCAUACUGAGGGACCUCACCAUACCAUAUUAUCACCAUACUGAGGGACCUCACCAUACCAUAUUAUCACCAUACUGAGGGACCUCACCAUACCAUAUUAUCACCAUACUGAGGGACCUCACCAUACCAUAUUAUCACCAUACUGAGGGACCUCACCAUACCAUAUUAUCACCAUACUGAGGGACCUCACCAUACCAUAUUAUCACCAUACUGAGGGACCUCACCAUACCAUAUUAUCACCAUACUGAGGGACCUCACCAUACCAUAUUAUCACCAUACUGAGGGACCUCACCAUACCAUAUUAUCACCAUACUGAGGGACCUCACCAUACCAUAUUAUCACCAUACUGAGGGACCUCACAUACCAUAUUAUCACCAUACUGAGGGACCUCACCAUACCAUAUUAUCACCAUACUGAGGGACCUCACCAUACCAUAUUAUCACCAUACUGAGGGACCUCACCAUACCAUAUUAUCACCAUACUGAGGGACCUCACCAUAUUAUCACCAUACUGAGGGACCUCACCAUACCAUAUUAUCACCAUACUGAGGGACCUCACCAUACCAUAUUAUCACCAUAUUGAGGGACCUCACCAUACCAUAUUAUCACCAUACUGAGGGACCUCACCAUACCAUAUUAUCACCAUACUGAGGGACCUCACCAUACACCAUAUUAUCACUAUACUGAGGGACCUCACCAUACCAUAUUAUCACCAUACUGAGGGACCCUCACCAUACCAUAUUAUACCAAUACUGAGGGACCUCACCAUACCCAUAUUAUCACCACACUGAGGGACCCUCAACCAACCAUAUUAGUUACCAUACUGGAGGGACCUCACCAUACCAUAAUUAUCACCAUACUGAGGGACUCACCAACCAUAUUAUCACUAUACUGAGGGACGCUCACCAUACCAUAUUAUCACCAUACUGAGGACCUCACCAACCAUAUUAUCCCACCCUAGGGACCUCACCUACCAUAUUAUCACCAUACUGAGGGACCUCAUGAUACCAUAUUAUCACCACACUGAGGCACCUCACCAUACCAUAUUAUCAUAUACUGAGUGGACCUCACCAUAUUUACACUAUACUUAGGGACCUCACCAACUAUUAUCACUAACUGUAGGGACCCUCCCCAAUUAUCACUAUCUGAGGGACCUCAUGAUACCAUAUUAUCACCACACUGAGGUGCCAUUACGAUAUGUAUUGCGUUUGGAUACUGUGAUUUUCUAGAUUUUUCCAGUCCUAUUGCUCACCAUAUGUCUGCUGCAGAGGGACAAGAGUAAUGAGAACUAGUUUUGAUCAGCCAUCGAUAAAAGUGUUAAAAACAAAUUGCCUCAAUUUAAAAAAGAUGGAGAACAUCAGUUUUACUGCAGGUACAGCCAACUAGCGCUAAAAAGAAUAUAGCGACAUUGUCAAAACGAUACAAUAUAUCCCGAUAUGUAACCGUAUUGAUUUGUUCUCCCAUCACUACUUACCUCUGUUUAGUACAACAGUGGUCCUCUGUAGCUCAGUCGGUAGAGCGCGGCGCUUGUAACGCCAGGGUAGUGGGUUCGAUCCCCGGGACCACCCCAUACGUUAAAAAUGUAUGCGCACAUGACUGUAAGUCGCUUUGGAUAAAAGCGUCUGCUAAAAUGGCAUAUUGUAGUAGUCACCUACAUUUCCAGGCCCUGAUUUUGAUUGUUUUGACAUUUGGGGAAGAUUUUAGGCCUACUAAUAGUCUUGUUAAGGGACCAGAGUUUUGCCUAAUCAGGUCACGUCGUCAAAACUCUGGUACCCUAUUAAUGUGAAGUUAACCCAGAACUAAAGUCUUGUCUAAUUUGGUCAGAUUCUCGAUUUUAUGUCUGUCCACUCGAGAUUAAUGUGAAGUAAGUUAAUAUCUGUCAACCUCCCGAGUGGCGCAGUGGUCUAAGGCGCCGCAUCGCAGUGCAAGCUGUGCCACUAGAGAUCCUGGUUCGAAUCCAGGCUCUGUCGUAGCCGGCCGCGACCGGGAGACCCAUGGGGCGGUGCACAAUUGGCCAAGCGUCGUCCAGGGUAGGGGAGGGAAUGGCCGGCAGGGAUGUGGGUUCGAUUCCCACGGGGGGCCAGUAUGAAAAAUUACAAAAAUAAUGUAUGCACUCACUAACUGUAAGUCGCUCUGGAUAAGAGCGUCUGCUAAAAUGACUAAAAUGUAAACCCUUCAGAACCAGCUACUCCAGUUGAAGGCGCUCCGGGAACAGCUCCAGAAAGAGCGGUCUGAAAACCUGGCUUUGGAAUCCCGGAUCCGUGAAGAGGUCAUAAAGGAGUUUUCUGAGCUCUUCUCUGAAAUGCAGACCGACUACACGUGAGCUCUUCUGUGCCUUUUUUUUUGUUUGUUUCUUGUUGUUUGGUUGCUUUUAAUAAUUUAUAAUGGAUUGGGUGGAAUCUAGUGCCUUUCUAUCAACUGGGGUACUCAAAGCUUUACAUAGUAAGGGGGCUUUAAAGGUGAACGGUUUUAAUACGUAACACUGAACAGGUUCUAGCUGUAUUAACUUGAUUUGUCUGUCUUACAGGGAACGUCUGGCCAAAGAGAAGGAGAUUGUUGAGGAGAGAGCAGAGAGGCGUCUAGAGAUCCUGAAGAAUCUAGUGAACAAGAACACCAGUCAAGAGGAGCUGGACGGAGCAGAUCGAGAGCUGGACGGAGCAGAGCGAGCCACAGUAAUGCAGCCUUACAAGACACGUUGGCCGUUUAGCAGUGUCAACCUCCAUCUUCCUUUACCUUGGCGUUAGCAGUGUCAACCUCCAUCUCUUCCUUUACCUUGGUGUUGACCGUCUAGCAGUGUCAACCUCCAUCUCUUCCUUUACCUUGGUGUUGACCGUCUAGCAGUGUCAACCUCCAUCUCUUCCUUUACCUUGGUGUUGACCGUCUAGCAGUGUCAACCUCCAUCUCUUCCUUUACCUUGGUGUUGACCGUCUAGCAGUGUCAACCUCCAUCUCUUCCUUUACCUUGGUGUUGACCGUCUAGCAGUGUCAACCUCCAUCUCUUCCUUUACCUUGGUGUUGGCCGUCUAGCAGUGUCAACCUCCAUCUCUUCCUUUACCUUGGUGUUGACCGUCUAGCAGUGUCAACCUCCAUCUUCCUUUACCUUGGUGUUGGCCGUCUAGCAGUGUCAACCUCCAUCUCUUCCUUUACCUUGGUGUUGGCCGUCUAGCAGUGUCAACCUCCAUCUUCCUUUACCUUGGUGUUGGCCGUCUAGCAGUGUCAACCUCCAUCUCUUCCUUUACCUUGGUGUUAGCCGUCUAGCAGUGUCAACCUCCAUCUCUUCCUUUACCUUGGUGUUGGCCGUCUAGCAGUGUCAACCUCCAUCUUCCUUUACCUUGGUGUUGGCCGUCUAGCAGUGUCAACCUCCAUCUUCCUUUACCUUGGUGUUGGCCGUCUAGCAGUGUCAACCUCCAUCUCUUCCUUUACCUUGGUGUUGGCCGUCUAGCAGUGUCAACCUCCAUCUCUUCCUUUACCUUGGUGUUAGCCGUCUAGCAGUGUCAACCUCCAUCUCUUCCUUUACCUUGGUGUUAGCCGUCUAGCAGUGUCAACCUCCAUCUUCCUUUACCUUGGUGUUGACCGUCUAGCAGUGUCAACCUCCAUCUUCCUUUACCUUGGUGUUGACCGUCUAGCAGUGUCAACCUCCAUCUCUUCCUUUACCUUGGCGUUAGCAGUGUCAACCUCCAUCUCUUCCUUUACCUUGGUGUUGACCGUCUAGCAGUGUCAACCUCCAUCUCUUCCUUUACCUUGGUGUUGGCCGUCUAGCAGUGUCAACCUCCAUCUCUUCCUUUACCUUGGCUUUGGCCGUUUAGCAGUGUCAACCUCCAUCUUCCUUUACCUUGGUGUUGGCCGUCUAGCAGUGUCAACCUCCAUCUUCCUUUACCUUGGUGUUGACCGUGUCAACCUCCAUCUCUUCCUUUACCUUGGUGUUGACCGUGUCAACCUCCAUCUCUUCCUUUACCUUGGCGUUAGCAGUGUCAACCUCCAUCUCUUCCUUUACCUUGGCGUUGGCCGUCUAGCAGUGUCAACCUCCAUCUUCCUUUACCUUGGUGUUGACCGUGUCAACCUCCAUCUCUUCCUUUACCUUGGCGUUAGCAGUGUCAACCUCCAUCUCUUCCUUUACCUUGGUGUUGGCCGUCUAGCAGUGUCAACCUCCAUCUCUUCCUUUACCUUGGUGUUGACCGUCUAGCAGUGUCAACCUCCAUCUCUUCCUUUACCUUGGUGUUGGCCGUUUAGCAGUGUCAACCUCCAUCUUCCUUUACCUUGGUGUUGACCGUGUCAACCUCCAUCUCUUCCUUUACCUUGGUGUUGACCGUGUCAACCUCCAUCUCUUCCUUUACCUUGGCGUUAGCAGUGUCAACCUCCAUCUCUUCCUUUACCUUGGCGUUGGCCGUCUAGCAGUGUCAACCUCCAUCUUCCUUUACCUUGGUGUUGACCGUGUCAACCUCCAUCUCUUCCUUUACCUUGGCGUUAGCAGUGUCAACCUCCAUCUCUUCCUUUACCUUGGUGUUGGCCGUCUAGCAGUGUCAACCUCCAUCUCUUCCUUUACCUUGGUGUUGACCGUCUAGCAGUGUCAACCUCCAUCUCUUCCUUUACCUUGGUGUUGGCCGUUUAGCAGUGUCAACCUCCAUCUUCCUUUACCUUGGUGUUGACCGUCUAGCAGUGUCAACCUCCAUCUCUUCCUUUACCUUGGUGUUGGCCGUCUAGCAGUGUCAACCUCCAUCUCUUCCUUUACCUUGGUGUUGACCGUCUAGCAGUGUCAACCUCCAUCUCUUCCUUUACCUUGGUGUUGACCGUCUAGCAGUGUCAACCUCCAUCUCUUCCUUUACCUUGGCGUUAGCAGUGUCAACCUCCAUCUCUUCCUUUACCUUGGUGUUGACCGUCUAGCAGUGUCAACCUCCAUCUUCCUUUACCUUGGUGUUGGCCGUCUAGCAGUGUCAACCUCCAUCUCUUCCUUUACCUUGGUGUUGACCGUCUAGCAGUGUCAACCUCCAUCUUCCUUUACCUUGGUGUUGACCGUCUAGCAGUGUCAACCUCCAUCUUCCUUUACCUUGGUGUUAAAAAAACAAAACGCUAACACCCUUGUUUUCACUAACACUGUCUUGUCCUUUUUCUUACUGGCACUGACGUUGUUGAUAACUACUUAACGAGGAAUAAUGUACUUACUGUGAUAUGUGGUUGUCCCACCUAGCUACCUUAAGAUGAAUGCACUAAACUGUAAGUUGCUCUGGAUAAGAGCGUCUGCUUAAAUGACUAAAACGUGUCUUGUCUCGGUGUAGAAGGACAGCUCGUCGUUGGGAGGGAUGUUUGACUCCAUGUGCAGUGACCUGGCAGGCAUAAAGAAGGCGGCUGAGGAGGCCAAGACGUGUCUGGUGGUCACCCACCCCGGUAGUGACACCAUCUCCAACCAGGAGAAGGGAGCGGCUGAUCUCUCAGAGCAGUUGAGCCAAGCCAAUGAGCAGCUCUCUGUCAAAACCAACGGUAACUAACUGACAACUAGUUGCCUCAUUACUUUAAUUUUUUUUUAUACCCCAGUGUUUCUUAAUGGGGUGAGUAUUUUUGUUUCUAGCACUACACAAUAGAUUCCGCUAAGCAAAGGCUUGAUGAUGAGUUGAUUUGAAUCGGGUGUGUAAUGUUAAGGCAAAAACCAAAAUGUGCACCCCUUUGGGUCCCCAGGACCAGGAUUAUGAAGCACUAGUGGAGCCUAUUACCUUCACAUACACCCACAGUAGAACUCAGCAAUAACCUGUCAGCAAUAACGUCAGCAAUAACCUGUUAAUCACCAGUUUUCACCAUCCGUCAACGACUGGUCCAGACCGGUUUGCCUGAUUCCAUUGGCUGUGAUGGAACACCCUAGGUUUCCUUCUGGUUGACUAGUCAUUGUCUUCCGUUUGAUUUCAGAACUGGAAAAUUAUUGCAGACGAGCGCCGCAAUCAACCGAACAGUUUGAAGAGGCAAGACAGGUACUUUUUUUGGGGGGGUGGGGGGGGGGGUAUUUAUUUUGGUUGUCUCUUCUAACAAAUCUCUGGUUUUGGUUGUCUGUUCUAACAAAUCUCUGGUGGACAGUUCUGUGUUAACUGAGAUUAGUUGUAACAGACCUUUUCUGUUUUCUCUUGUAGACUCUCGAGUCUCAGGAGCUGAAGUUCUCCCACCUCCUUGAGAUGUGUCGUGAGAAGGAUGAGAUUAUCUCCAAGCUUCAGAACACCGUGGACCAGCAGGUCAAAGCCACUGUCAAGGAUGUAAUUACAUUUUUAAAUGCCACUUUUGAUUAGACCUGACUAGCUAAUGGUCAUCAGCCUUCAGGGGGUACUCAAAUGUUUUGGGGCUGGGGACCCCUUUUGCGAUAGCAAAUUAAUCAGGGACCCCCUCCAUAAUCAGAACAUAAUUGCGUAUGAGUUCUGCAAUGACUUUGGCAGUGCAUGUCUGGACCAACAAAGUCUCAGACCUUUGGAAGGAACAUUUUUAAAGGCCCAUCUCAUGGCAUUUUGAGAGAAUUUUGCAAUUCGACACAUUUUGUCAUGGGGCAGAGAGAACUUUGCUGUUUUUAAAGCAUGCCAAUAUCCCUGUGAGCUGCCCAGGCCUGCGUUGCUCAGGGUUAAGAACAUAAAUGAAUAAUAUGAUAUUGUAUUACACCCUCUUAACUUAUUCCACGGAUGUGUUUAAUGUGUUAGUAGUGUUCAUAAACAAACGAAAAAUAUAUAUUUUGAACUCUUGACCGUGGACGCCCUGCAGUACCUCGUCAACUCCACUUUGAGUACCCCUGUCAUACUCCGUAUUUGACAUUACCGCUCCCAUUAUACGUGACUGGUGCCAAUUUCCCAUUAAUGUCACAUUAUAAAUGCUCCAAUUAUUUUUUUUAAAAAUUCCAACUUGAGUAGGCCAUGCUGUUUUUAACACCAUUGUUGGGGUUUUCCUUGACAGAAGACCACAUUCGACGGCAUCAAGGAUGAGAUCCUGCGUCUGAAGAGCAGCUGCACUUGCUCCAGAGGGGGAGAGCCCAUCUCUCGCAGAGAUAGCCGCAAACGGCUGGUGGACCUCCAUCAGGACCUGGAGGAACAACCCCCCAGCAAGAAAGGUACGGGGUGGGCUCCGAGCACUGCUGGGAAGCCCCUCCCACCGUUUGUAGGUGUGAGAGCAGUGGGGAGAGAGAAUACUGACAAAGGUCGCAAAAACAUCCGCUUAAAAAGGUCGACUGCGCUCAAGAAGUAAUGCUGCCUCAGACUUGUGCACUUUUCCACAUGUAUAAAUGUUUGUGUUCCCCAUUUCUGGGUUAGUUUUUUUUAAAAAGUGGUUGUUGUAUUCCAUAUGAUUUUGAACAAUAAUAAAGUUGUUUUGUUGGAUCGCUGUACUCUGAUAUUUUCCAAACAUUGUACAGCUGUGGAAUGAUGUGAGGUGUCACUACAUUAGAGACACCACGUCAUGUUCUGGGAAACUGGUCUUCACUAAACCAUACUCGCUAUAUUCACCUGGACAUGGUUAUUUUUUCAAUAUCAUUUGCUGACCUAAAUUGCAAUGUGUCCGGUUGUUUUUGAUAUUUAGCAAACCAAUAGUACUAAGCCUAUUCCACUGGCUAAUGCUUAAGGACAUAACACCAGAUUCAUCAGUUACGACACUGUUAAGCGUCCAGUUGACCUAAACAAACAUCCCACCAUACCUCCAGAAGAUGAUCCUAUUCUAAUAUACUAUGACUCAUCAGAUGUGCUUGUCUUUGUGUUAGGAUUCCUUGAGGAGUGUAGUGGAGAGGAGGAGAAAAUGGACAGAUUGCGCUGGGAGCUGGAGGAGAAAUCCUCCGACGUGGCGGGGCUAGUAGAGACUCUGCAGCUUGACCUGGUGGCACACGGUGAGGGCGACUGGAAAGUGCAAGAGCGGCUCGAAGGGCUGGCGGAUAAUAGCUCCCGUAUGGAGGCACGUGACCUGGAAGCUGAGCUGGAGGGGCAGACGGGUGCCCGCGAGGAGGCCCCGUCCGUGGAGGAGGAGGUGAGGAGGGAGAAUGCCAGGCUGCUCCAGGAAGACUGGCAGCGGGAGAUGAGCACACUCCGAAGGGAAUCCCAGGAUCUAACUGGGAAGCUGCAGGCCAUGGAGAGGGAGGUCAGGCUGCAGACAGCCAGAGCAGACCGACUGGCCACGCGUGACCACGAGGUCAGAGAGAGAACUGCCCUGAUUGACUCCCUGACACAGGAAGUGACACGCCUAAGGCAGGAAGUGGUGGCCUCUCAGGCUACGUCGGGAGUACAAAGGAACAGCGGGCUUCUCCGAGACAAGAUGGCGGAACUGAAGAGAGAAUGCUCAGAGGCCCUAGAGGAGAGGCUCCUGCUGAAAGAGAAACUGGCCCAACAGCAGAUCUCAGAACAGGAGCUGAAAGAGAAACUGGCCCAACAGCAGAUCUCAGAACAGGAGCUGAAAGAGAAACUGGCCCAACAGCAGAUAUCAGAACAGGAGCUGAAAGAGAAACUGGCCCAACAGCAGAUCUCAGAACAGGAGCUGAAGGAGAAACUGGCCCAACAGCAGAUCUCAGAACAGGACCUGAAGGAGAAACUGGCCCAACAGCAGAUCUCAGAACAGGAGCUGAAAGAGAAACUGGCCCAACAGCAGAUCUCAGAACAGGAGUUGGUGGAGCUGAAAGAGAAACUGGCCCAACAGCAGAUCUCAGAACAGGAGUUGGAGCUGAAAGAGAAACUGGCCCAACAGCAGAUCUCAGAGCAGGAGCUGAAAGAGAAACUGGCCCAACGGCAGAUCUCAGAGCAGGAGCUGAAAGAGAAACUGGCCCAACAGGAGCUGACGUUGGAGCGGCUCAGGGUGGAAAUGGAGGAGGCUAAAGCCGACGCCCACAUCGACAGCGAGAACUCUGUAGCUGAGAGUGAGACUGCCGAGGGACUGAGGAAACUAAACUCUGAUCUGGAGGCUGAGGUCACAACCUUGAAGGGAAGGAUGGCCGAUCUUGAAGAAAAGGAGCGCACCCGCCAAACGGAGAGGGAGGCAGAGUUGGAGAAAAAGCUGUUCGAGAAGGAGGCGCAGGUGUCGGGCCUGCAGAAGAGCCUGAGGGAGGCGCAGGAGGUUCGGGAGGAUGAGGAGACCGCUGCGGUGCAGGAGGCUCGCAGGAGGGAGGUGGAGAGGAGGAGGGAGCUGCUGGCCGUUGCUGAAGAGGCCAUCGCUCAGAAGGACGCUGAGCUGGAGAAGAGAUCCCAGGACAUCACCAGGUUAGUGGGCUGGCUUGCACCGUUCACUCUGGGCCAAUCCCAAAUGAUCCCCUAAACCCUAUGCACGUGUGGAGAUCUGAGAGGAUUUGAUUGGUUUAGGCAGUAUGGUGAAAGUUCCAGCUAGCCUGUCAGAGGGCAAGUUGUAGCUAUUACAAGAUUGAUUACACCUGUCCUCUCAGAUCUCCCCACGGGGGGCCAGUAUAAAAUAAAAAUAAAAAUAAAUAAAAAUAUAUGUAUACACUAACUGUAAGUCGCUCUGGAUAAGAGCGUCUGCUAAAUGACUUAAAUGUAAAUCUCCACAAGGGCGUAGGGUUUAGGGGAUAAUUUGGGAUUGGGCCUAGAUAUUUCUUUAUUUUCCCUGCUCCUCCUUACCGGUAAACCUCUCUCUAAUUUAUAGUGGUGUUUGAGUUCAUCUCAUGUGUUUGUGACCACAGAUUGAAGGAGAUGGCUAAACUUGACUCAGACAAAGUGAGGAGUUUGAGCCAGGACCUUGAGAGAAAAGGUGAUGACAACUCUGAUCUCAGAGAGAAGCUGUCCGACUCUAAAAAACAGAUACAGCAAGUUCAAACCGAGGUAAAGGCUGAUAAGAUAUCUUUAUUCAAAAGUAUGUGGACACCUGCUCGUCCAACAUCUCAUUCCAAAAUCAUUGACACUAAUAUGGAGUUGGUUCCCCCUUUGCUGCUAUAACAGCCUCCACUCUUCUGGGAAGGCUUUCCACUAGAUGUUGGAACAUUGCUGCGGGGACUAUAACAGCCACAAGAGCAUUAGUGAGGUCGGGCACUGAUGUUGGGCGUUUAGGCCUGGCUCGCAGUCGGCGUUCCAAUUUAUUCCAAAGGUGUUCGAUGGGGUUGAGGUCAGGGCUCUGUGCCAGUCAAGUUCUUCCACACCAAUCUCGACAAACCAUUUCUGUAUGGACCUCGCUUUGUGCACGGGGGCAUUGUCAUGCUGAAACAGGAAAGGACCUUCCACAAACUGUUGUCACAAAGUUGGAAGCACAGAAUCGUCUAGAAUGUCAUUGCAUGCUGUAGCAUUAAGAUUUCCCUUCACUAGAACUAAGGGGCCUACCACAAACCAUGAAAAACAGCCGCAGACCAUUAUUCCUCCUCCACCAAACUUUACAGUUGGCACUAUGCAUUGGGGCACGUAGCGUUCUCCUGGCAUCCGCCAAACCCAGAUUUGUCGGUUGGACCUCCAGAUGGAGAAGCGUGAUUCAUCACUCCAGAGAACGCGUUUCCACUGCUCCAGAGUCCAAUGGCGGUGAGCUUUACACCACUCCAGCCGAUCCUUGUCAUUGCGCAUGGUGAUCUUAGGCUUGUGUGCGGCUGCUCGGCCAUGGAAACCCAUUUCAUGAAGCUCCCGACGAACAGUUAUUGUGCUGACGUUGCUUCCAGAGGCAAUUUGGAACUCCGUAGUGAGUGUUGCAACCGAGGAUAAACCAUUUUUACGCACUGCGAGCUUCAACACUCGGCGGUCCCGUUCUGUGAGCUUGUGUGGCCUACCACUUCGCGGCUGAGCCGUUGUUGCUCCUAGACGUUUCCACUUCACAAUAACAGCACUUACAGUUGACCGGGGCAGCUCUAGCAGGGCAGAAAUGUUACGAACUGACUUGUUGGAAAGGUGGCAUCCUAUGACGGUGCCACGUUGAAAGUCACUGAGCUCUUCAGUAAGGCCAUUCUACUGCCAAUGUUUGUCUGUGGAGAUUGCAUGGCUGUGUGCUCGAUUUUAUACAUCUGUCAACAACGGGUGUGGCUGAAAUAGCCAAACCCACUAACUUGAAGGGGUGUCCACAUACUUUUGGCCAUUUUUUUAGUGUAGGUGAAUACUGCCACACACAAUCACUAUUAAUAACAUAUUAAUCACUAUUAAUAACAACCUUUUUGUUUCCCCUACCCAAGAUCAUCUCCAAGCGAGAAGAGGAGAAAUCUCUCAAACUGAAACUGCAGGACUUGGAGAAAGUGAAGAAACAGCAGCAGGCUGACUUGGUUAAUAAAGACCGGACCAUAAACCAACUGAAAACUGUGUGUUUACUCUCUGGGGUUAUUUUCACUCUAACAAAGAGAAAUAUGCCCUUGUUGUUGACCGGAGCUUGAUCCACCUCCUUUCUCUAUACAGGAACAGUCCGCUGACUCGAAGUCUGACGAGAACCUACAGCUCUAUCAGAACGCCUGCAAAGGUACCUAGCCCUGUUGCUCCAUACUGUUCUACUCUGUAUGUCUGUCUUCCAUACGUAGGCUGUGUUUGAAAAAUGGGUAUUGGGACACGGCCAUAGUGUUGACGGUACACACGGUAGUCCCGGUAUUGGGACACGGCCAUAGUGUUGACGGUACACACGGUAGUCCCGGUAUUGGGACACGGCCGUAGUGUUGACAGUACACACGGUAGUCCCUGUAUUGGGACACGGGCAUAGUGUGUGUCUGUCCUGUAUUCAUGGGGGUUCAUUGUGCUUCCCCAGACCUUCAGGCUAAGGAGCGUUUGAUUGAGGACAUGCGUCUGGCUCUGACGGAGCAGGAGGAUACCCAGACCCAACAGGAGCAGGUGCUGGAGGCUAAACUGGAAGAGAUUGACGCCCUCGUAGAAGGUGGGAUUAUCAAAUCACAAUUUAUUUAAAGUGCUAUUAAACACGUGGCAAUACACGUAACAAAAAAAUAUAUAUAUAUUAAAAAUGAAUAAUAACAAAAUAUUUUAAAAUGUAGCUGUGAACACAAGCAGCAAUGAACGGGGUUCACAGGAUGACUGAAAGAACACAAGAUCAGGUGGAUAACAAAGCAAGCGCUCUAUCAUGUAGGAAUUAUCUUCCUUUAUGUGCAUUCAGUGAAAUUAUUACCAUAUUAAAAACUAAUGUAAUGAGUGUAAAUACAAAAUCUGGGUUGAAUCGGAAGUAUUGUUCAUGAUGAGAAGAUGAUUGUAGAUGACUUUGAGAACUAGCAAUACAUAUGCAAAGAAUGAGUUGUUAAUAGUUUCCUUGUUUUUUUUUUUAGAUCAAUACCAAAUUCAGUGUAGUUCAUUUUAGCGACGUUUGUGAUAGCGAUGGCACGUUUCAAAUUGAUAGGCCACUCUGGAGUGGAUUUAGUGCUUUUAAAUGGACACACAAUCUUUUUUUUAUUCGUCAAUAACUCCGCCAUCUUUUGACCAAUCCCUUUGCAUUUCUGUGUACCAUGGGCCUACAUUCCAAAUUUGGAGUGAAGAUUUAAAGUAUUUUUAGUAUAUUUUAGCAUAUUAGCUAAUAUUCAUCUACUUGUAAAGUGUGGCAGUCUUUGAAUGCAUCAACGUUAUUCUUUCAAACUCUUUAGGGAGUAUUAUUAGGAUUGAAUUUAACUUUUAGUCCAUGAGAAUAUUUUUUUAUGAUUUAUUUUUACCGUUAGCGUUACAUAGUCAAAUAAGUGAAUUGUUAAGAUUUUCCUUAUUUAAAGAUAUCAAUGGCAACCUUAACAUGGUUCAUAGUGUUAAUGUAUUUGAUGACCCUAAAGAUUCAUAGGCCAUUGUGGAGUGGUACAAAGUAUUUAAAUGGACGCGUAAAAUCAGAUUUCCUGAUUUAUCAAUAACUCAGCCAUCUCUUAUCCUGAUUUAUCAAUAACAGCCAUCUCUUAACCAAUCCCUUGGUGUUAUUUGGAAGGUUUUCCAAAAUGUCCAAGAUUGAGGAAAAUCUAUCCUGAUGCGUCCUGGGGGCCAACGCCAACAAACACAAUUUCAAGUCUCUAGGUCAAACGGGGCGGCGGAUAUUAGGGUUUUAAGUUAGACUGCUUAUAACAGCACCACCUAUAGGCCAAAAGGUGCCAUUAUUUUUGACCAGGUUACUCAUGGCCUCUAGUUUCUUUGUGCCAAAUUAGGAAGAAAACAAAUCUAAGAAUAAUGACUGGCUGUGAACCCCUAAAAAUGACUGGGAAGAUGUAGUUUUCCAUUCAGAUUACAUUUACAUUUUAGUCAUUUAGCAGACGCUCUUAUCCAGAGCGACUUACAGGAGCAAUUAGGGUUAAGUACCUUGCUCAAGGGCACAUCAACAGAUUUUUCACCUAGUCGGCUCGGGGAUUAGAACCAGCGACCUUUCGGUUACUGGCACAACGCUCUUAACCACUAAGCUACCUGCCGCCCCGAUUACAACUCUUUAUUUGGUGACAGUACUCAAGUGUUUUGUUGUUUUUUGCCAUUUCAGAGGUGGAGAAAGUGAAAGGACUGUUGCGCUACCAGGACAGUAGAAAAGACACUGCAGCCCUGGAAGACGGCCAAUUGGACGAAGCCAAAUUAGCCAAACAGGAAGCAGUUCAGGCUCAAGUGACCUUGAAGGUGGAUGUCUAAAAUAUCUAGUUGAUAAUGCAUAUUUUCUCCUCUUCUUUUUACAUUGGAUUAAUCCCUGUUUUGUAACUGCUUUUACCGAAGUAACGAUAAACCAAAAAUGAUCAUGACGACUGAACAGACCACUUAUCGAGGACUUUUUACCGAUAUCGAUAAUUACAAUAGUCUAUCGCCUACAGAAAUGUGACGUUUGACAUGAAAUAAGUCUACUAAUAUGGGUCGUUGCUAACGGGACAGUUGCUAAGCUACAACAUUCAAAUUAGAAGUAGGAGUUUUAAGGGUCAUAUUAAAAAGUAAUUGAGCGACACGUUAAUGUUAUAAACCUAUCAUUCUAUUCAUCAUUGUGAUAAUGUCACUUUAUUGUGGUAUGGACCCAGCUCUAGUGUGUGUGUGUGUGUGUGUGUGUGUGUGUGUGUGUGUUUCUAGCUGUGUACUGAGAAGCACCAGGAUGACAGGAGGAAGUGGCUUGAAGAGAAGAUGGUUCUGAUCCGCCUGGCCAAGGAGGCCGAGGACAAGAGGAACCAGGAGAUGAGGAAGUUCGCAGACGGCCGUGAGCGACACGCCAAACAGCAAACCCAAGUGGUAAUAGAACUUCCUGUAGAAAUGACCCCUAGAACAAGGGGUAUUCAUACCUCUCCUCUGGGACCCCCAGCCGUUCCAUGUAUUUGAACCUUUCUACAGCUAUCACAUUCGCACCUGAUUCAACUUGUCAACUAAUCAUCAUGCUCUUAAAUGGGUGAAUCAAGUGGGCUACAACAGAAUUGUGAAACGUCUAGGUGUCCCCGAGGAGUGGUUUGAAAACCACUGCCCUGUGGAGUACAGCUGCAAAACCCUACAGACGGAGCCUAUUAAGAAAGCCCUCUGUCUGUCUGUGACCCUGUAGGAAGCCCUGUCGGCCCAGCUCGGUGAGAAGGGUUAGAGCCUAUUAAGAAAGCCCUCUGUCUGUCUGUGACCCUGUAGGAAGCCCUGUCGGCCCAGCUCGGUGAGAAGGAGCGGGACCUGCUGAAGUGGAGGGAGGAGAGGGACUCCCUGGUGGCAGCUCUGGAGGUCCAGCUAACCAAACUCCUCUCCAGCAUCGCCGACAAGGAUGAACAGAUAGCCAGUCUCCGCUGCAAUGCCACCUCUCAGCCAGCAGAGGUCAGUUACAGCACACACGAUGACGUCUUGUUAGGUUGGUUGGGACUGUCAGAGAAUAUUCUCAUUUGGGAUUGUACCAAUGAGAGCUAUUAAAGUUGGGUGCAGGGUUGUUGGUCAUUUACAUUUGAAACUCGGCAUACAGAAGAAGUGAUUUGGAGUUUGCACUGUUUGAAAGCAUUGCGUGUGGGAAAUGCACUCUACAAAAUGUAUUGUUAGGUUUAUUAUUAUUAUUAUUAGCAAUCAUUUUGAAAUGGAACUGAUUCCAACUCAAUAUGGGGCACGGUUCACUUUCCAUUCCGUUUUGUAACAGCAUGAGGAUGGAUGAGCCUCCCUGGUGGCGCAGCAGUCUAAGGCAGUGCUAGAGGUGUCACUACAGACCCUGGUUCGUUCCCAGGCUUUGUCACAACCGGCCGUAAUCGGGAGUCCCAUUGGGACCCAGCGUCGGCCGGGUUAGGGGAGGGUUUGGCCGGGUUAGGGGAGGGUUUGGCCGGGUUAGGGGAGGGUUUGGCCGGGUUAGGGGAGGGUUUGGCCGGGUUAGGGGAGGGUUUGGCCGUCAUUGUAAAUAAGAAUUUGUUCUUAACUGACUUGCCUAGUUAAAUUUAAAGGUGAAAUAAAGAAGCGGAUGGCGUUAUUGGUCCAUUAUUUCCUAAUGGUUGGUUGUGUUGGUUGUUCCUCCCCCCAGAGUGGCCAGGUCGAGGUAGAGCAGCUGCAGGGUCUCCUGUCUGAGAGAGACGCUGAGAUCCUUAACCUGAAGGAACAACUGAAAGCUGCAUCCAAAGCCAGCAGCGAUGUCUCAGCCCCGCCUCCCACUAAGCGCAGAGAGACCGCCACUCUGGUGAGAGAGAGAGAGAGAGUCUCCUUUUAUAACAAAUAAAAGUUUAUUGGUCACGUGCACAGGGUGUAAACGGUAUAGUGAAACGCUUACUUGCGAGCUCUCAACAGUGAUCAAAAAAAUAUUAAAAACGUAACUUUAUUCAAUCUCCCAUCCAUAUUAUUGUAAGUUGGUCUUGUUGAUACAAUGGAUGUUGUCCAUGACGUCUCUCUCUCUCUCUCUCUCUCUCAGACUAAAGCAGAGGACUGCCCUCCCAAAGUCAAUGAGCGAACUCUCCAUGACAACCGUCAACUAGGACAUGGAGUCAAGACUGAGAAGAGGAGCAGUCAGGUAAUCUCUCUCUAGACAUCCGGGUUUCCUCCCACGAUGUUCCAAUGUUUCCUCCUUAACACGACGGUAUGUAACAGGACGUCAGUUUGGCAUAGAGGAACUAUGUCACUGCCUUACCUGCCUGUUGCCCCCCCCCCCCCAGACACAAAAUAGUAGCUAUCAAGAUGAAGACCACUGAGGUUAUUUUUAAGGAGUGCAUUUUUGCUAGUGACUAGUUUGGUGGUCCUCUGUAGCUCAGCUGGUAGAGCACGGCGCUUGUAACGCCAAGGUAGUGGGUUCGAUCCCCGGGACCACCCAUACACAAAAAAAAAUGUAUGCACGCAUGACUGUAAGUCGCUUUGGAUAAAAGCGUCUGCUAAAUGGCAUAUUAUUAUUAUUAUUAUUAUAGUUUGCGUCAAACAACCUUCACUAAAACUGCAAAGGUUUUGCCUGCAAACCUUUGUUUCGAAUCGCAACAUGUCUGCCUUGUGAUUUUGUUGGGAGUCACUGCUGUUACCCAGGGUCAGGCGUCCGGGGUAAUCAUCUGCAUGGACAUUACAUCGGACAGCACCACGGUUAUGUGAGCUAUUGAAUCAAUCCGAUAUGGUAUCCUGCCGCGCGCCAGGAGACACUCCGAGUAAUGAUUUUCAGUUCUAAAAAACAUUCUCAGAAGAUGUUAGCCUCAUUCUGGUCCACGCUCAGUUUUGAAGUGUUUUUUUUUGCUAUUUCUCAUGGUCGGUCAAUUUUAAGCACUACUGAACAAAGAGCUGUUUGGGAGUCAAAUGAACGUCUCUUUUAGGUGAACGAGGCCAAAUGAUCCGGCUCACCAAAAAGACUCGGCAUGCCCAUCACUAGAUCCAUAGCUACGGUAGUCAUGGGAGAGCGCAGUGAUUCAAGAUCUAUUUUCACGCCGAUUAAGAAAAAUAGAUUAUUUUAAGAUGAGUUACAUGAUUUGUAGGACAGAUGGCUCCUGGCAACGUGUGUCGCUUUUAGAAUGACACCAUCUGUCAGAAGACCAUGCUGCAUGGUUCCGACUGACUAGGCACUCCUGUCGGUUAACUCACCCUCACUGUCUGUAGGGGUCUGGGGACUACCCAUCGGUGCUAGACUCCUCAGAGAUCUCCACGGAGGGAGGAAGGACCAGCCGCUUCCCCAAGCCUGAGCUCGAGAUCUCCUUCAGCCCGCUGCAGCCCAACAGGAUGGCCCUGAAACGCCAGGGAGAGGGCGUGGUCAACGUCAAAAUCACACGCAAGAGGAAGAGCGCUGAGAUUGACAAGGUAGACGGUGUUAAAGGGACAGUUCACCCAAAUUACAUUUUUUUUAGUUUCCUUACCCAGUAAGAGCUGUUUUGGAUUUGAACAUUGAUGUGCAAAAAAUGAUAUCGCUCCCAUGACUUGAAUGGGAUUUUGUGCUACAAAUGCAACAAAAACAAAACGUUUGGAAACCGUGCCAGGGAAACUAAACCAAAGCAUGGGAGGGUGUCACACCCUGUCCAUGUACUGCGUACAGGGUUAAGGAAACCAAUGUCAUUUGGGUGAACUAUCCCUGUAACUUGCAGUGAGGGAUUGGAUGUACUGUAGGUUCAGUCCAGGAUACAACUGUGUGGUCCUCCUGCCCACUGCAAGCCUGUAGUUUGGCGGGACACUCAGUCAACUGAGACGCAGACCCUGUCCAUCUUACCAUUCAGGCAGUGGUCUCUCUCUCUCUCUCUCUCUCUCUCUCCGGUCAGUCAUCUUAAAGACAUGCUCCAGAAGUUAUGGCGGCAGGUAGCUUAGUGGUUAAGAGCGUUGUGCCAGUAACCGAAAGGUUGCUGGUUCUAAUCCCCGAGCCGACUAGGUGAAAAAUCUGUUGAUGUGCCCUUGAGCAAGGCACUUAACCCUAAUUGCUCCUGUAAGUCGCUCUGGAUAAGAGCGUCUGCUAAAUGACUAAAUUUAUUUUAUUUAUUACUAAGUGUUUGGGCUGGAUGUGUCAAUGUGUAGUUCAUACAUGCAGAAUCUGUGAGCAGAAUUUUAACUGUUUUACCUCAAAUUAGCCACGAAAUACCUAGUUUGACACAGACUGUUUUUCUGGAAGCUGUACUGCGCCAUUUGAGAGAGAGAGACUCUUUAGGGACCACUUUUGGCUUGUGAGCGCCACUUUCAGAACUACUGGCUGACAAGCAUACAGAAGUCAUUUGAGUGUCAGUACAGCAACAGGAGUCACCCAACUAAUUGCAAUGGCCUAAGAAACUAAUAAGCAUGUAUUUAUUUUACUGCCUCUGAUAAGCCGUUUAUGAAGUGUUAAUUAGGUUCUACUUCACAGCAAGUGGUUCAACGUUUAAUAGUUUGUUGCCCCGUCUUACGUUAUGCAUCCAAAUGAAAAGAUCGUGCUUCCAGUUAGGAGAGUAAAGAAUAGUUUCCCAUUACAUGUGGCGUGAUCUAACACCAAGCACGGUUAUUGUGUGAAAUAUAAUGAGUUGAUGUAGUGUGGGUCUGCUGCUGCUGCAGUGAUGAAGGAGGGAGUGAAGGCUCCAUAUAGGAGGAGUAUUUAUGGGGUUAAACCUCUGCAGUUUGAGACUAAAGUAAUUCACUAAUGACUUCCCUGCUGACUGGGAGGGAGGGAGAUGGAGGGAGGGAGAGAGAGGGAGAGAGAGAGAGGGAGAUGGAGAGAGAGAGAGGGAGAUGGAGGGAGAGAGGGAGGGAGAGAGAGGGAGGGAGAUGGAGGGAGGGAGGAGGAGAGUGAGAGAGGGAGAUGGAGAGAGGGAGGGGGACGAGGAGGGGAGAGGGAGGGGGAGGGGGGAGGGAGAAAAAGAGGAGCCAGAACGGCUCAUAGGAGCAGCAGCCUAUCUCCUGUUUCUGUAGCGAGAGGCAGCUUGAUGUACAAGUCCAACCCUGGACAGGACGCUAGGCUAUCGCAGGGUCUUACCCCCAAUCUAUCGCCUUAAUGCUGAGUCCCAUUUUUCCAGUCUGGUAUGACACUGAGUAGGCCUUCAGACAUGGCCUGGACUUAACAACAGGGGAACUAACUAACUAAAGGUCUGGGACUAUUUUCCCUGUGUCUCUGAGUCCCCAUUGCUGGGAAUAAAAUCAGGGAGGGCGGACGGGAGGGCGGACGAGCAACAGUAAAGAGAGAUGAUAAUAACAAGGGAGAGUCAGUUCAGAUGGAGGUAGCUGCCAAAAUAAAGGAAACGCCAACAUAAAGAGUCUUUUUAAUAGGGAGUUGGGCCAGAACAGCUUCAAUGCGCCUUGACAGAUUGUCUGGAACUCUAUUGGAGGGAUGCGACACCAUUCUUCCACGAGAAAUUCCAUAAUUGUAGUGGUUUGUUGAUGGUGGUGGAAAACGCUGUCUCAGGCGCCGCUCCAGAAUCUCCCAUAAGUGUUCAAUUGGGUUGAAAUCUGGUGACCCCUCUUUCAAAAUCACUGCGAUCUCUUUUAGCCAUGGUAGCCAAAAUUAAUGGGCAACUGGGCAUUUUUUAUACAUGACCCUAAGCAUGAUGGGAUGUUAAUUGCUUAAUUAACUCAGGAACCACACCUGUGUGGCAGCACCUGCUUUCAACAUACUUUGUAUCCAUAAUUUACUCAAGUGUUUCCUUUUAUUUUGGCAGUUACCUGUAUCUUUAACAAUGUUCUCUAUUUAGUAAGAAACAUUUUAUUUACGUAACAGCUUUCUCUCUGCCUUCAGCGAUCCAGGCGUUAAAACACAGCCACUAAAUAUUUUUGACGAUAAAAAAAAUAUAUAUAUAUAUAUAUGUUUUGAUAAUGUUCACAACAAACACAAAACAGGGCAAGGGUUUUAGUAUUUAAAGAUGAAUGCGUCUGAAGCACAAGAUGCUGACAUGGUUGAUGCGUAUAACCCUCGGCGUAGUGGACUCAGUUUAUUACUGCUGCUAUCUGACGGAAGUCUUGCAUCAACUGAUCUCUGCCUUUUUAACACGUUAUAAAUUGUCGUUAAUCCUCACAGCCGACUUUUUGUCUUUAUUAGUUAUUUCAGAAGAGGUUUUUUAUUUGUUUCUUCUAACAAAUCUCUUUUUCUUUUUGAAGAAGAAAUUCUGGCACACUAAGGCUAAACAGAGAUCAACACAUGAGUUCCCAUCUCAGGUAUUCCUCUCCCUUUUUUUUUUAUAAAAACUGUAUCAAACCAUUCAGACCCACGUCUGUACACAUCAGUCCAUCGUACCAUUUCACCCAUCUUGGGGUACAUUUUUAACCCAUCUUCAUGCAUGUUUGUGAUCAUGCAUGUUACUCCAUCAACCGUCUUCCCUCCAACAUUGUAUUACUUUGGUCAGUAAUGUUUUUAGGUUGGUGUAAUGGCAAAGCUAUGCAAGUUCUUUUUGAGAGACCAAUAUGGAAGGAAUGGUCGUGAUUUGAAAUGACCGAAGUGUUUCAGCGUUGGGUAUUUCCUGCUUUUCAGUGGUAAUUUCUAUAAAUAAUAUUGAUUCUUGAAGACUAUAAAUUAUCAAGUGCAGGAACACAAACUCCAGCGAUUGUGGCGUUUUAAGUUUGAAACAUGCUCAAUGAUUUAAUAUCUUAUGUAAAAGCAAUACCGAUGCGGUGUUGGACAGAUGUCACCAAUAACUUAUUGAAGAUGCUUUUAUUUUGGAAUAGACAUUUUAGCUUUAGAUGAGGUUUACUUUUGCCAUGAGUUUAUGAACAUUUCAGACUAGAUUUGUGUCGGGGAUGGCAUACACUGGAGCUGUGAACCGUGCAUUGUUAAUCCACAUCAAUAAUUGGAAACCUACUGACUUAUUUAACCUGCAAUUGCAUGGGACUCUUGAAACGUUUGGCAUAUCAUAAUUGUAUUUAUUCAAUUGAUCUCUUGAAAUCUAUACAUUGAUGAAAUUAAAUCCAUAUCUCCUAUCUAAUCCCGAUCAUUGCAGGGAAAACCCCCUAUGCUUUUGUAGCCUACACGAUAGUUUGAAUUUGACUUUGUUUGGCUCAUACUUAUGAGUGUACACUACCGGUCAAACGUUUUUUAGAACACCUAGUCAUUCAAGGGUUUUUCUUUAUUUUUUAAAACAAUUUUUUUACAUUGUAGAAUAAUAGUGAAGACAUCAAAACUAUGAAAUAACACAUAUGGAAUCAUGUAGUUACCAAAAAAGUGUUAAACAAAUCAAAAUAUAUUUUCUAUUUGAGAUUCUUCAAAUAGCCACCCUUCGCCUUGAUAACAGCUUUGCACACUCUUGGCAUUCUCUCAACCAGCUUCAUGAGGUAGUCACCUGGAAUGCAUUUCAAUUAACAGGUGUGUCUUGUUAAAAGUUAAUUUGUGGAAUUGAUUUCCUUAAUGCGUUUGAGCCAAUCACUUGUGUUGUGACAAGGUAGGGGUGGUAUACAGAAGAUAGCCCUAUUUGGUAAAAGACCAAGUCCAUAUUAUGGCAAGAACAGCUCAAAUAAGCAAAGAGAAACGACAGUCCAUCAUUACUUUAAGACAUGAAGGUCAGUCAAUACGGAACAUUUCAAGAACUCCUACAAGUGCAGACGCAAAAACCAUCAAGCGCUAUGAUGAAACUGGCUCUCAUGAGGACCUCCACAGGAAUGGAAGACCCAGAGUUACCUCUGCUGCAGAGGAUAAGUUCAUUAGAGUCACCAGCCUCAGAAAUUGCAGCCCAAAUAAAUGCUUCAGAGUUCAAGUCACAGACACAUCUCAACAUCAACUGUUCAGAGGGGACUGUGUGAAUCAGGCCUUCAUGGUCGAAUUGCUGCAAAGAAUCCACUACUAAAGCACACCAAUAAGAAGAGACUUGCUUGGGCCAACAAACACGAGCAAUGGACAUUAGACCGGUGGAAAUGUGUCCUUUGGUCUGGAGUCCAAAUUGGAGAUUUUUGGUUCCAACCGCCGUGUCGUUGUGAGACGCGGUGUGGGUGAACGGAUGAUCUCCGCAUGUGUGUUUCCCACCAUAAAGCAUGGAGGAGGUGUGAUGGUGUGGGGGUGCUUUGCAGGUGACACUGUCUGUGAUUUAUUUAGAAUUCAAGGCACACUUAACCAGCAUGGCUACCACAGCAUUCUGCAGUGAUACGCCAUCCCAUCAGGUUUGGGCUUAGUGGGACUAUAAUUUAUUUUUCAACAAGACAAUGACCCAACACACCUCCAGGAUGUGUAAGGGCUAUUUGACCAAGGAGAGUGAUGGAGUGCUGCAUCAGAUGACCUGGCCUCCACAAUCCCCUGACCUCAACCCAAUUGAGAUGGUUUGGGAUGAGUCGGACCGUAGAGUGAAGGAAAAGCAGCCAUCUAGUGCUCAGCGUAUGUGGGAACUCCUUCAAGACUGUUGGAAAAGCAUUCCAGGUGAAGCUGGUUGAGAGAAUGCCAAGAGUGUGCAAAGCUGUCAUCAAGGCAAAGGGUGGCUAUUUGAAGAAUCUCAAAUAUAAAAUGUAUUUUGAUUUGUUUAACACUUUUUUUUGUUUUGGUUACUACAUGAUUCCAUAUGUGUUAUUUCAUAGUUUUGAUGUCUUCACUAUUAUUGUACAAUGUAGAAAAUAGUAAAAAAUUAAGAUAAACCAUUGAAUGGGUAGGUGUGUCCAAACUGUUGACCGGUACUGUAUGUAGCAUAUAAACCACACCAUGGCAUCUUCAUUUCUCUCCCUGGUUUGCCGUCUCAUCUCUCUCUCUAUUUCUCUCGCUCUCUCUCUGUCUCUCUCAUGUGCUUGUGUUUCUCAGGAUGAGGUGACCCGUGAGAACCGAAGGAACACCAGAACCAGACUGACUCCUAAACUGGCUGUGCACCAAGAGGAGGUGAGACGCACCUUUUUUUUUUAAAGAGCGACUGACCCUAAAAAGCAACUUCUCGUUUUUUUUAAACACUGCCUAUGUGGCAUCGCUAAAGAUACAUAGGUGGCGCUUGCAAAGCAAAGUUUGUGGGUUUGGCUCUCGGGGCCACCCAUACAUCAAAUGUAUUUUACUUUGGAUAAAAGCCUCUGAUAAAUGACAUUACUUUUGGUCAUGUAGUGUAGAUGUAUGUGGACUCCUGCUCGUCCAACAUCUCAGUCCAAAAUCAUGGGCAUUAAUAUGGAGUUGGUCCCCCCCUUUGCUGCUAUAACAGCCUCCACUCUUCUGGGAAGGCUUUCCAAUUUAUGUUGGAACAUUGCUGCUGGGACUUGCUUCCAUUCAGCCACAAGAGCAUUAGUGAGGUCAGGCACUGAUGUUGGGCGAUUAGGCCUGUCUCGCAGUCGGCGUUCCAAUUCAUCCCAAAGGUGUUCGAUGGGGUUGAAGUCAGGGCUCUGUGCAAGUCAAGUUCUUCCACACCAAUCUCGACAAACCAUUUCUGUAUGGACCACGCUUUGUGCACGGGGGCAUUGUCAUGCUGAAACAGGAAAGGACCUUCCUCAAACUGUUGCCACAAAGUUGGAAGCACAGAAUCGUCUAGAAUGUCAUUGUAUGCUGUAGCGUUAAGAUUUCCCUUCAAUGGAACUAAGGGGCCUACCACAAACCAUGAAAAACAGCCCCAGACCGUUAUUCCUCCUCCACCAAACUUUACAGUUGGCACUAUGCAUUGGGGCAGGUAGCGUUCUCCUGGCUUCCGCCAAACCCAGAAUGCCAGAUUGCACAUUGUGAUCUUAGGCUUGUGUGCAGCUGCUCGGCCAUGUGUGCAGCUCCCGACUAACAGUUGUUGUGCUGACGUUGCUUCCAGAGGCAGUUUGGAACUCUUUAGUCAGUGUUGCAACCAAGGACAGAUGAUUUUUUACGUGCUUCAGCAUUGCGUUUUGUGAGCUUGUGUGGCCUACCACUUCGCGGCUGAGCCGUUGGUGUUCCUAGACGUUUCCACUUCACAAUAACAGCACUUACAGUUGACCGUGGCAGCUCUAGCAGGGCAGAAAUGUUACGAACUGACUUGUUGGAAAGGUGACAUCCUAUGAUGGUGCCACAUUGAAAGUCACUGAGCUCUUCAGUAUGGGCCAUUCUAAUGCCAAUGUUUGUCUAUGGAGAUUGCAUGGCUGUGUGCUCGAUUUUAUACACCUGUCAGCAACGGGUGUGGCUGAAAUAGCCGAAUCCACUAAUUUGAAGGGGUGUCCUCAUGCUUUUCUCUGUGUAUGUGUGUGUGUAUAUAUAUAUAUAUAUAUAUAUAUAUAUACACACACACACAUACAGUGAGGGGAAAAAAGUAUUUGAUCCCCUGCUGAAUUUGUACGUUUGCCCACUGACCAAAGAAAUUAUCAGUCUAUAAUUUUAAUGGUAGGUUUAUUUGAACAGUGAGAGACAGAAUAACAACAACAAAAAUCCAGAAAAACGCAUGUCAAAAUGUUAUAAAUUGAUUUGCAUUUUAAUUAGGGAAAUAAGUAUUUGACCCCUCUGCAAAACAUGACUUAGUACUUGGUGGCAAAACCCUUGUUGGCAAUCACAGAGGUCAGACGUUUCUUGUAGUUGGCCACCAGGUUUGCACUCAUCUCAGGAGGGAUUUUGUUCCACUCCUCUUUGCAGAUCUUCUCCAAGUCAUUAAGGUUUCGAGCCUGACGUUUGGCAACUCAAACCUUCAGCUCCCUCCACAGAUUUUCUAUGGGAUGAAGGUCUGGAGACUGGCUAGGCCACUCCAGGACCUUAAUGUGCUUCUUCUUGAGCCACUCCUUUGUUGCCUUGGCCGUCUGUUUUGGGUCAUUGUCAUGCUGGAAUACCCAUCCACGACCCAUUUUCAAUGCCCUGGCUGAGGGAAGGAGGUUCUCACCCAAGAUUUGACGGUACAUGGCCCCGUCCAUCGUCCCUUUUGAUGUGGUGAAGUUGUCCUGUCCCCUUAGCAGAAAAACACCCCCAAACCAUAAUGUUUCCACCUCCAUGUUUGACGGUGGGGAGGGUGUUCUUGGGGUCAUGGGCAGCAUUCCUCCUCCUCCAAACACGGCGAGUUGAGUUGAUGCCAAAGAGCUCGAUUUUGGUCUCAUCUGACCACAACACUUUCACCCAGUUCUCCUCUGAAUCAUUCAGAUGUUCAUUGGCAAACUUCAGAUGGCCCUGUAUAUGUGCUUUCUUGAGCAGGGGGACCUUGCGGGCGCUGCAGGAUUUCAGUCCUUCACGGCGUAGUGUGUUACCAAUUGUUUUCUUGGUGACUAUGGUCCCAGCUGCCUUGAGAUCAUUGACAAGAUCCUCCCGUGGAGUUCUGGGCUGAUUCCUCACCGUUCUCAUGAUCAUUGCAACUCCACGAGGUGAGAUCUUGCAUGGAGCCCCAGGCCGAGGGAGAUUGACAGUUCUUUUGUGUUUCUUCCAUUUGCGAGUAAUCGCACCAACUGUUGUCACCUUCUCACCAAGCUGCUUGGCGAUGGUCUUGUAGCCCAUUCCAGCCUUGUGUAGGUCUACAAAUCUUGUCCCUGACAUCCUUGGAGAGCUCUUUGGUCUUGGCCAUGGUGGAGAGUUUGGAAUCUGAUUGAUUGAUUGCUUCUGUGGACAGGUGUCUUUUAUACAGGUAACAAACUGAGAUUAGGAGCACUCCCUUUAAGAGUGUGCUCCUAAUCUCAGCUCGUUACCUGUAUAAAAGACACCUGGGAGCCAGAAAUCUUUCUGAUUGAGAGGGGGUCAAAUACUUAUUUCCCUCAUUAAAAUGCAAAUCAAUUUAUAACAUUUUUGACAUGCGUUUUUCUGGAUGAUUUUGUUGUUAUUCUGUCUCUCACUGUUCAAAUAAACCUACCAUUAAAAUUAUAGACUGAUCAUUUCUUUGUCAGUGGGCAAACGUACAAAAUCAGCAGUGGAUCAAAUACUUUUUUCCCUCACUGUACAUAUAGUAUUGUUAUUAUUAUAUAAUGGUUUUUCCUCCAUCUAUAGCCAUCUCCGUCGAUGGACGGUAAAGACCUGGGCUCCAUGAGGCCCCAGGACUCCCAGUCCAGCCUGCGGAGCAGGAAAGAGGGAACGAUGCAGAAGUUCGGAGACUUCCUCCAGAGCUCCCCAACAUUCUUCGGUAGCAAGGGUAAGAGUUGACACCAACAGUAGCACAGAACAGCUUGGAACAAGGGUAAGAGUUGACACCAACAGUAGCACAACAGCUUGGAACAAGGGUAAGAGUUGACACUAACAGUAGCACAGAACAGCUUGGAACAAGGGUAAGAGUUGACACCAACAGUAGCACAACAGCUUGGAACAAGGGUAAGAGUUGACACCAACAGUAGCACAACAGCUUGGAACAAGGGUAAGAGUUGACACCAACAGUAGCACAACAGCUUGGAACAAGGGUAAGAGUUGACACCAACAGUAGCACAGAACAGCUUGGAACAAGGGUAAGAGUUGACACCAACAGUAGCGCAACGGCUUGGAACAAGGGUAAGAGUUGACACCAACAGUAGCACAACAGCUUGGAACAAGGGUAAGAGUUGACACCAACAGUAGCACAACAGCUUGGAACAAGGGUAAGAGUUGACACCAACAGUAGCACAACAGCUUGGAACAAGGGUAAGAGUUGACACCAACAGUAGCACAACAGCUUGGAACAAGGGUAAGAGUUGACACUAACAGUAGCACAGAACAGCUUGGAACAAGGGUAAGAGUUGACACCAACAGUAGCACAACAGCUUGGAACAAGGGUAAGAGUUGACACUAACAGUAGCACAGAACAGCUUGGAACAAGGGUAAGAGUUGACACUAACAGUAGCACAACAGCUUGGAACAAGGGUAAGAGUUGACACUAACAGUAGCACAGAACAGCUUGGAACAAGGGUAAGAGUUGACACUAACAGUAGCACAGAACAGCUUGGAACAAGGGUAAGAGUUGACACCAACAGUAGCACAACAGCUUGGAACAAGGGUAAGAGUUGACACUAACAGUAGCACAGAACAGCUUGGAACAAGGGUAAGAGUUGACACCAACAGUAGCACAGAACAGCUUGGAACAAGGGUAAGAGUUGACACUAACAGUAGCACAACAGCUUGGAACAAGGGUAAGAGUUGACACUAACAGUAGCACAGAACAGCUUGGAACAAGGGUAAGAGUUGACACCAACAGUAGCACAACGGCUUGGAACAAGGGUAAGAGUUGACACUAACAGUAGCACAGAACAGCUUGGAACAAGGGUAAGAGUUGACACUAACAGUAGCACAACAGCUUGGAACAAGGGUAAGAGUUGACACUAACAGUAGCACAGAACAGCUUGGAACAAGGGUAAGAGUUGACACCAACAGUAGCACAGAACAGCUUGGAACAAGGGUAAGAGUUGACACUAACAGUAGCACAACAGCUUGGAACAAGGGUAAGAGUUGACACUAACAGUAGCACAGAACAGCUUGGAACAAGGGUAAGAGUUGACACCAACAGUAGCACAACGGCUUGGAACAAGGGUAAGAGUUGACACUAACAGUAGCACAGAACAGCUUGGAACAAGGGUAAGAGUUGACACUAACAGUAGCACAACAGCUUGGAACAAGGGUAAGAGUUGACACUAACAGUAGCACAGAACAGCUUGGAACAAGGGUAAGAGUUGACACCAACAGUAGCACAACAGCUUGGAGCAACCCUGCACUGACAGCAUGACCGUCUAUCCCACACAGAACAGCUGUAGAGCACCCAGCACAGACAUCAUCAUCAUCAUCAGACCAAAGAGCCAGAAACAACGCCGUAGUCAGAGUACCAUCUGCAGUGGCACAAAUCACACCUUAAUGGUCAAGUUCAAUAUAACCUGCCACAGUCUCUCUCAGUCCAGUCUCUCUCCAUUUUUCUGUAGCCCGGUCCCAGAUCUGCCUGUAGCCCGGUCCCAGAUCUGCCUGUAGCCCGGUCCCAGAUCUGCCUGUAGCCCGGUCCCAGAUCUGCCUGUAGCCCGGUCCCAGAUCUGCCUGUAGCCCGGUCCCAGAUCUGCCUGUAGCCCGGUCCCAGAUCUGCCUGUAGCCCGGUCCCAGAUCUGCCUGUCCUUUUGCCUACUCCUUUGUCAUUGUCAAGCAUGGCAAUUCCAUAAGGAUUUGGCAAUAGAACGGAAACAGACCGGCAGCCAGGCAUAUUGUUUCUGGCCCACAGUAAUGGCUUGCUCUGGCUUUAACGUUUUAGUGGCCUCUGAGCUUUUUUAAAAGCCCUUACGCACUUCUUUCUCGCUGCAGCGAAAAAGAUAAUGGGAUUGGUGAGCGGGAAAUCCCCAGAGACUGAGGGGGGGGCGUCCAUGAGCUUCAGACCCAAGAAGUCCAAGAGGAAGCUGUACAGACCAGAGAUC
Coregonus sp. 'balchen' is the source of this 31973-nucleotide messenger RNA. NCBI's taxonomy places the organism in Eukaryota, Metazoa, Chordata, Actinopteri, Salmoniformes, Salmonidae. The record is from the annotation of a GenBank genome assembly.